This is a messenger RNA of Adineta ricciae, 984 nucleotides long. Lineage: Eukaryota; Metazoa; Rotifera; Eurotatoria; Adinetida; Adinetidae. The record is from the annotation of a GenBank genome assembly.
AUGCAAGAAACUAUGGCGCUGAUAAUCCGACAAAGUCGUUUUAUUCGAAACUAUUCAUUGAAUUUUGUAUCAGCUAUCGUGUUAGUUUUGCUGUCGAAAUUUAUCUUCCGUCAAUAUCCUAUUUCAGGAUUGACUUUGACGAUUUUCAACUGUCUUCUAUCAUCGCUCGUUUCAUUCAUUGUUUUACGAAUUUUUCACAAAUCGUCGACGAGCAGCCAGACGUCGGCUAUUCGAAUUCAAUCAUUCACUCGUACACUGAUAAUUUCAAUAUUGUUUGCAGGAUCUGUCCUAUUUAGCAAUUUAUCCUUACAACAUAACACUCUCGCGACGUAUCAAUUAAUAAAACUUCAAGUUCCUUUAAUGUUAAUGGUAAUUGAAUAUAUUCAACUACGAUCGAACAUAAAUUCCCCAUCGUUAACUGAAGAAAGAUUUCAUCGUGAUUAUUCGUUACCAGUUUUCGUUGCUUUUAUUAUCAUCGCUUUCGGAACAAUAGUGAAUAUUUCGUCCGAUAUACUUUUUCAUCCAUUUGGCGUCCUAUUCGCGUGUCUUAGCGUUUUAUUCAAUGCAUUCUAUCAAGUAUUAGUUCAAGAAGAGCAAGCAUCAACAACAUACGAACGACUGCGUUUUCUACAAAUUCAAACGUUAAUUUCUGCAUUCGUUCUGUUUCCUUUUUGGCCAUUUCUCGACGAGACAUUUCCAUUUACCCUUAUUGUUUUAGCACACUGGGAUGCACCAACUCUAUUCUUCCUAUGUGGUUUUCUUGCCUUUUUCGUUAAUGUUAGUGCAGUUAGCUGUAUCAAAGAUGACACCGCUAUUGGAUAUAAUAUGGUUGGACAAUUAAAAACUUUAAUCAUAGUAUUUCUUGGUUCCGCCAUAUAUCGCGAAGUAAUAAAUUCUCAACAAAUCGUUUCUGUACUGUUGACAGCAAUCGGCUCUGUGAUUUACGUAUACAUAACAUAUCAAAAGAAACAACAACUAGGAUAG